Messenger RNA from Cynara cardunculus var. scolymus (artichoke), 3469 nucleotides. RefSeq names its product kinesin-like protein KIN-12F. Gene Ontology annotation, biological process: microtubule-based movement. The coding region runs from base 3 to 3308 and encodes 1101 amino acids. The record is from RefSeq and is a predicted model, not a curated record. Gene Ontology annotation, molecular function: ATP binding; microtubule motor activity; microtubule binding. The transcript has 17 exons. Lineage: Eukaryota; Viridiplantae; Streptophyta; Magnoliopsida; Asterales; Asteraceae.
UUAUGAAAUCUAACGCAGAGAUCUCCCGGCACCGAUCAUCAGGAAGUAUUUCGAUUUCGGCAAUUCGGAACCUACUUCCUAGAUCUGGAUCUGCAAAGAAGAAGAUGGCAAACCCUAAGCUUUCACGAUUCAACUGUGAAAAUGUUCCACCGGUGGAUCCGAAUAUUGAGGUUGGGGAAUUACGUUCGAUUUUAAAGGAAUCAACUGGAAAAAUCUCGGUUUCGGGAAAAGAAACCACAGAAAUGGCAGAAUUGGAACCUCAGCAACAUGAAGAAGAACCGUUGUCUGCAGAUCCCCAUGUUAAGGUUGUAGCGAGAAUUAGACCUCCUAAUUCUCAUGAAAGAGGGGAUUAUACGGUUAGAAAAGUUUCUGAUGAUUCAGUAUCCGUUGGGGAUCGGAAAUUUACUUUGGAUGCAGUCAUCGACUCCAAAUCUAGCCAGGAGGAUGUAUUUCAAUUAGUUGGUGUCCCGAUGGUUAAGAGCGCCAUGGCAGGUUACAACACAUCAAUCCUGGCCUACGGACAGACUGGAAGUGGAAAAACUUAUACAUUGUGGGGUCCACCAAGCGCAAUGGUUGAAGAUCAAUCAGCCAAUGGUAAUCAAGGAAUCGUUCCACGCAUCUUCCAGAUGCUGUUUACUGAAAUCCAACGAGAACGAGAUCAAGCAGAAGGUAAACAGAUAAAUUAUCAGUGCCGCUGUUCUUUCCUUGAGAUAUACAAUGACCAAAUUGGAGAUUUGCUCGAUCCAACCCAGAGAAACCUAGAGAUAAAAGAUGAUGCUAAACAUGGGUUUUAUGUUGAGAAUCUGACUGAGGAGUACGUGACUGGCUAUGAGGAUGUUACUCAAAUUCUGAUCAAGGGACUCUCCAAUAAAAAGGUUGGAGCAACAAGCAUAAAUUCCAAAAGUUCAAGAUCUCAUAUUGUGCUUACAUGCGUCAUCGAGUCUUGGUGCAAGGGUAGUUCUAAAACAAGCAGGAUUACCCUCGUGGAUCUUGCUGGACUUGAGAAGAACAGAACAAAUGAUGCUGGUAAAGAGUGUGCCAGGGAAGGAGAAUUUGUGAAGAAGUCCAUAUCACAACUUGGAAACUUGGUUAAUAUCCUUGCCGGGACAAACCAGUCUGGACUCUCCAAAGACAUUCCAUAUAACAAUUCCUGUUUGACUCAUUUGCUGAGAGAAUCACUUGGAGGCAACUCAAAGCUUAUAGUUAUAUGUGCCAUCUCCCCAGAUGACAAGUGUUCUGGUGAAACAAUUAGCACACUCAGAUUUGGACACCGGGCAAAACUUAUACACAAUAAUCCGGUAGUAAACAAAAUAACAGAAGACGAUGUUAAUGAUCUCAGUGAUCAAAUUCGUGAACUUAAGGAAGAGCUAAUAAGAGCAAAAUCAGAUGCUAGUUACUCUAUUGGAUCUAACACAAAUUAUAAAGGUGGUAGCGUUCGCCAAAGCUUGAAUCAACUUAGAGUAAGCCUUAACCGUUCACUAAUCCUCCCACAAAUAGACAACAAUGAUGUGAAAGAAGAACUUCAUAUUGAUGAGCAUGAUGUUAGAGACUUACGCCUCCAGCUCGAUAUGCUGCAUAGUUCUUGUGAUGAGGAAUUUCAAGAAACCUCUGAAAGCACACGCUUUUUCUCCAUGGGUGGUUGUGAUGAUCUGGCAAGCGAACAGUAUGCAAGUUGUCAGGAAGAAAGUGAAAACGAAGAAAUUAUUUCAGAAGAACCUGAGAUGGAUCUCGGAAAUCCGAAAGUGAUUAAUAUCAGUGCUGGCAGGCCUUCUGAUGUCUUCAAUGGUCCUACGUUAUCAGAGUCCCCCAAAAUUGGUAAUGCCAUUCGAAAGAGCAUGAUUAGCGAUCAAAUUAGGUCAUCUUUGCGAUCAAGCAAAAUGUUUGGAGGUCCAACUGAAUCGUUAGCUGCUAGUCUUCAAAGAGGCCUAGAUAUUAUUGACAACCACCAACGUAGCUCUGUGUUGAAUAAAUCAUUAGUUGCCUUGUCGUUUGAGCAUUUGGCUACUAAGACAAACGAUGCUUCUGUUCAAACGUCCACAGAUGAGUCCCCAAAUUCGUAUAUCUGUUCAACUUGCCAUAAAAAAGCACUAGUUGCAUCCAAUGAUGUCCAGGAUAGCUUGAAGACAUGGAUUGUCACAAAGAAUGAGCCAGGGAACUCAGAUGAAUCAAACAACGAAAUUGCAGCAGAAACCAUGAAGAAAGUGAAAGACCUUGAAAACCUUUGCAUGGAACAAGUUGCAGAGAUUGAGAAGUUGAACCAAUUGGUCUUGCAAUACAAACAAGAGAAAGAAGGUGGAACAUCGCUGCUUGAUGAGCUUAGAAAUGGGAAGAUUUCGCGUAACAGUGAAACUAAGGUCAAAUGCCAAACAAUAUCUUUUGAUACCAACGAAAAGGAAUCACUUCUCCAAGAAAUCAAAACUUUAAGAAGCAAACUUCAAUCCCCUUCUGAACCACCCUCCUCAAACAAAUCCAUCGAUCGUCUACGAUCAUCCUCUCUCUUAUCACAAUCACUCCAACUAAGAAAAAGCGGUGCAUAUAGUCGAAACGAAGGUGAUGAAGAACUUCAAAAAGAAAGAGAAAGAUGGACGGAAAUGGAAAGCGAAUGGAUUUGUUUAACCGACGAAUUAAGAGUUGAUCUCGAAGCUAACCGUCGCCAUGCUGAAAAGGUGGAGAUGGAGUUGAGAUUGGAGAAGAAAUGCACCGAAGAACUUGAUGAUGCGCUCAUGAGAUCGAUAGCCGGGCAUGGUAAAAUGGUGGAGCAUUAUGCCGAUUUACAAGAAAAGUAUAACGAAUUGGUGGAAAAGCAUCGGUUGAUUAUGGAAGGCAUAGCGGAGGUGAAACGGGCGGCUGCGAAAGCCGGAGCCAAAGGUCACGGCAAGCGGUUUUCGAAGUCUCUCGCUGCCGAACUUUCGGUUUUGAGGGUUGAAAGGGAGAAGGAAAGGGAGUUGCUGAAAAAGGAGAACAGAAGUCUUAAAAUCCAACUCAGAGACACUGCUGAAGCUGUUCAUGCUGCUGGUGAACUUCUUGUUAGACUUAGAGAAGCAGAGGAAACAGCCUCAGUUGCACAGGAAAAUGUUGCAAGCAUUCAAGAAGAGAACGAUAAGUUAAAGAAGCAAGUCGAUAAACAAAAAAGAAAACACAAGAUGGAAAUGAUCACAAUGAAACAGUAUCUUGCCGAGAGCCGAUUGCCGGAAUCCGCACUCAGACCUUUGUACAGGGAAGACUCGGACGUCAAAGCCCACGAUAACGAUGACGACGAUCAGGCGUGGAGAGCCGAAUUCGGAGCCAUAUACCAAGAUCAUUAUUAAGUUAUUGGCAAUUGAAAUUUGCAAGUUGAUAUAUAAUGUGCAUCUACUACAUAUAUAUACUUGCACAAGUUCUUUGUUGCUUUUGAAGUUUAUUAUUGUGAUUUCUUUCAUUGUUUGUUCAUGUCAACCACCCAUAGUGGUUUGUUGUGAAAAUAACUUCG